Molecule: messenger RNA, 1470 nt
Organism: Contarinia nasturtii (swede midge)
Lineage: Eukaryota; Metazoa; Arthropoda; Insecta; Diptera; Cecidomyiidae
Product: arrestin domain-containing protein 1-like
Exons: 7
Coding region: 194-1348 (384 amino acids)
Biological process (GO): protein transport
Cellular component (GO): cytoplasm
Source: RefSeq, a predicted model, not a curated record
AAAGAAAACCAAAGAUAACACAAUUUUUACCAGUGUUCUACUGAAAUAACUAUUAAUGUAUCGUAUCUAUUCAUCCUAUUUUUAAAAAAAACUGUUUUAUGCCACAUUUAAACAUCUACAUCAUCUUCUGGUGCGAUAAAAUCGAGAAAUUAAUUUAGUCUUCAAAAUAACGCCACGCAAAAUAAAAUUAAAAAUGUCGCCAAAAAUUCUGAAUAUUUGCUUUGAUAACUCAUCUAAAGCAUAUUAUGCAGGACAAAAGGUAGAGGGUCAUGUGCAAGUGGAAUUGGAAUCUGAGAAGCUAAUUCGCAAUAUUGAGAUCCAUUUUGAGGGAAAAACAUACAUGUUUUUAACAAGAAAAUUACAAAAUGAAGAAGAGUUUUAUACAAAAGAGGAAAAUCAUUUGGACUACACAGAAUAUUUAUUGGGUUCAAAUUUGAUGAACUCUUGUGCGGGAAAGAGUUUGUCGGCAGGUACACACUCUUUUCCAUUCGCAUAUGUUUUGCCGGGUGACAUUCCGUCGACUAUUUGUGGGGAAAAGGGUUCCGUUUCCUAUUCUGUGAACGUAAUUUUGAGAUUCGCUAAUGAUAGAAGUCGUAAAGAAAAAAAGGAAUUUGAAGAGUUUGUUGUCAUUUCACCGUUAAAUUUGAAUGAAAUACCAAAUGUGAAGGAGCCAGUGAACUUACCAUUAGAGAAAUCGUUCUCUUCUAACGGUCUAAAUGAACCACUUCGAGCGAAUAUUUCAAUACCGGCAACCGGAUAUACUUCGGGUCAAACUAUUCCAAUCACAAUGGAUAUUGAAAAUAUGAGUAAUGUUCCGGUUAAACAAAUAAAAGUAAUUCUUAAUAGAAAGGAAUCGUAUUUUAUGUAUGAACCUCAAUUUGACGUUAAACACAAGUCAAACAAAAUUACUGAAAUAUUAUUGGAUGGUGUGGAUGCAAAAAGUUCAAUAAAAAGGGAUCAAUUAUUUGAAAUUCCUCCAUUACAGCCUACAAAUAGUUUUUCUAAUAUUCAGUGGUGCUACGAACUGAUGUUUGUGCUGAAAAUGUCUGGAAUGCACGAAAAUGUGCAGGGAACAAUUCCGAUACUUUUGGGCACGAUUCCGAUUUCAGAUGUGGUUGCACAGUCAUCAGUACCAGAUAAUUGUACGUCCAUAUCCAUUACAACACCAGAAUCAUUUAUUCAGAAACCAGAUCCCUUGGGCUGUUUAGGGGGCUGCAUACUCUGCUGCAAAUGUUGUGGCCUAUGCUUGUGCAUUAUAGUUUUGUUUGCAUUCUUAAUUGGCAUAUAUAUAUUAAAAGGAAUAAUGAGUAGACCUCACAUCCGUAAAAAAGUAUUUGGGGAAAUAUAGUACUUUUGAUAGUUUGUGUUUGGGAACGAAUUCAGAUGUGCUUUUAUAUAGAUAUGAUUCAGUUUUGAAUAAGAGGUAGAGAGAUUUGCAUGUAGAAAAAUUCUCUUUUUACGAAUUUUGAA